AUGGCUCCGUCUGCUCAGUCGUCAAAACGAAAGGAACGGCCGUCAGGCUCUUCUCCAGAACCUGCUUCCAAGAGGUCGAAGGCCACUGCGCGUAAAAGCACAGGUGGAUCAGCCCCCCGUGGUGGACAAGGCCAAGGUCCCCCACGAAAGCCUCAUAGGUUCCGUCCUGGAACGGUCGCGUUGCGGGAGAUACGAAAGUAUCAAAAGAGCACGGACCUGUUGCUUCGAAAGCUACCGUUUUCUCGCCUGGUCCGGGAAAUUGCCCUUGAUAUGACCACGGAUUUGAACGACAACUACGACACCGGCCAACUUCGAUGGCAGACUACUGCUUUACUGGCUCUUCAAGAAGCCACGGAGGCUUUUCUGGUCCAUUUGUUUGAGGAUGCUAAUUUGUGUGCACUCCAUGCCAAGCGGGUCACCAUUAUGCAAAGAGACAUCCAACUAGCACGACGGAUACGCGGUCCGUGGGGUGGCAUGGCCUAA
Messenger RNA from Guyanagaster necrorhizus, 483 nucleotides. Its product is annotated as histone-fold-containing protein. Lineage: Eukaryota; Fungi; Basidiomycota; Agaricomycetes; Agaricales; Physalacriaceae. The transcript is spliced from 4 exons. The coding region runs from base 1 to 483 and encodes 160 amino acids. Gene Ontology annotation, cellular component: nucleosome. The record is from RefSeq and is a predicted model, not a curated record. Gene Ontology annotation, molecular function: structural constituent of chromatin; DNA binding; protein heterodimerization activity.